This is a messenger RNA of Mercurialis annua (annual mercury), 1660 nucleotides long. RefSeq lists its product as uncharacterized. Lineage: Eukaryota; Viridiplantae; Streptophyta; Magnoliopsida; Malpighiales; Euphorbiaceae. The coding region runs from base 132 to 1463 and encodes 443 amino acids. The transcript has 7 exons. The record is from RefSeq and is a predicted model, not a curated record. Gene Ontology annotation, cellular component: membrane.
AAAAAAUCUUCAAUAUUGCUGGUCAGCAUAAGAACAGCAGAGUAAAAAGAUUCAAUCUUGAUAAAAAUGGAGAUCUGUUCUUUCAAAAACUUAUAAACUAAGAGACUUCAGAUUUCACAAAAAAGCUUCAAAUGGCAAUGGCGUUUGAAACGGCAUCGUUUCGGUGCUGUUCUUCAAUCGCUGCAACCAGAAGAUAUUCUUCUUCAAAACGCUAUCGUUUCAACUCUGUUACUUGUUGUAAUUCAGUUGACAAUUCUGAUUCAGGUGGUAGUGUAAGAAAGUCAGUGAAGUUAAAUGUUUUUCCGUCUAUUAAAAGAAGCAGAAUUGACGGCAAUGGCGACGAUAAAGACGACGCUGUUAAAGGGUUUAAAAAGAAACGCGUUUCGAGUUUGUUUGGAAGGAAAUCUUUUUGGAAAAGGAUAGUUUUUGUUUCAACUAAAGCUCGAAGUAUUAUUUUGCUCAAUCUCAUCACUGUUAUUAAUGCUAGCAACAUUCCAGUUGUGAAAGAAGUUGAAGCAUUGAUUGAUCCAGCAACCUUUACAGUUGUGCGAUUUGUUGUAUGUGCUAUUCCCUUUAUCCCGUUUGUAUUGCAAGCUCGGGGUGAUGUGAAAACGCGCAAUGCAGGGAUAGAAUUGGGAUUUUGGGUUAGUUUAGGCUACCUAAUGCAGGCUCUUGGACUGAUGACCUCGGAUGCCGGGCGUGCCUCCUUCAUAUGUAUGUUCACCGUAAUUGUGGUACCAUUGCUUGAUGGUAUGUUAGGAGCAGUGGUUCCUGCACGCACCUGGUUUGGAGCUCUUAUGUCCAUCGUAGGAGUCGGAAUGCUGGAAUCCAGCGGAUCUCCUCCCAGUAUUGGGGAUCUCUUGAACUUCUUGAGCGCGGUGUUUUUUGGUGUACAUAUGCUUAGAACAGAACACAUUUCGAGAAGCACAAAUGAAAAGAACUUCUUACCUCUUCUUGGGUAUGAGGUAUGCGUUGUUGCUCUCUUUUCAACGAUGUGGUAUUUUAUCGGAGACGGGUUUGAUGGCAUCCAAGAUUCCGACCCAUCAUCCUGGACGUGGACAAUGGCUUGGCAUUGGAUGGUUACUUUUCCAUGGAUACCAGCACUUUAUACAGGAGUAUUUUCUACAGGGUUGUGCUUAUGGGUAGAGAUGGCGGCGAUGUCCGAUGUAUCAGCAACAGAAACUGCAAUAAUUUAUGGGCUGGAACCCGUGUGGGGUGCGGCUUUUGCAUGGUUUCUACUGGGAGAAAGGUGGGGUACUGCUGGCUGGAUUGGAGCUGCUCUUGUGCUUGUUGGAAGCCUAACAGUGCAGAUAUUUGGAUCAUCAUCCCCCGACAGGUCUAUACAAGAUAAGAGAAAACAAAAAGUUGAUAAACUUCUGGCUUCAGAUAAGCAGAACGCUUUGUCGACCUCUCCGGUUCCGGUCAGUUAUAAAAAGGAUGUUACUGAUAUAUUGAAGAAAUAAGGAACAGAGUAGAAAAUGUAUUUGUACGAUCUUGUAAUUAUACAGCAUCAAAGAUUAACCUUAGUUUUAGUAGCUGAUACGGUCCCAUACCAUGGCCUUAACAUGUAUAUCUAUUUGUUUAGAAACUCUCAUUUAUACGGUAAUUCCAAUAUUAGAAAAAGGCAAAUAACGGUUGCCAUUUCUAUUUACAAAUUUAA